UGACAGAGCACAUAAGAGUACGCCAGUGAUAAGAUAAGAUCUCUCCACCUUGAAUCCAAAUGACUUUGGUGCUUGCUUAUGAUGAACAGUUUACCUUCGACUCUUCAUCUAACCACUUCAUCUAAACAUCUCAGCAAUGGAGUUCCUGCUCGGUGGUGCAUCCUCCAUGUGUGCCGUACUGUUUACGAACCCGUUCGACGUGCUCAAAACCCGCCAGCAGCUCGAGGGUGAGCUGAUAGCGAAACAGAACCUCACAAAGCGUUCGUACAGGGGCAUCCGUCAGUCCAUCCUCACGGUGGUCCGAACGGAUGGGUUGCGUGGCCUUCAGAAAGGACUACCAGCUGCCCUGCUCUUCCAGUUCUCCAUGAACAGUGUCCGGCUGGGGACGUAUCAGACGGUAGAUAAUCUUGGCUGGACGAAAAGUGCUAACCAUCCCUCGCUGACACCGCUCCUAUCGGUGUUCUGGGGCGGAUGUGCCGGUCUCGUGAGUGCCACUGCAUCCUGCCCAUUCUACGUAGUGAAGAUACAGCUCCAGGCAGUCACUUCGGGGUCUUAUACGGCACGGUUUCAGCACCAUCACAGCGGGACAGUGUCGGCGUUUGUGAACAUUUACCAGCAGAGUGGCGUUCGAGGGCUGUUCCGGGGGUAUCCCGCAUCGGUAGCUCGUCUUGUCGUGGGAUCCGCUGCUGAAAUGGCUUCGUUCAGUGUGUGUAAGCAGUUCUUCUUGCGCUAUCAAGUAUUCCAGGAAUCGAUUGUACUGACCGCGCUGGCGAGCAGUACGGUGGCGGGAUUUUUUACAAGCGUUUUGAUGUCACCGUGUGAUGUCGUCACUACACGCAUGACCAAUCAAGCCGUAUCUGCCAACGGAAAGGGCCUGCUGUACACCAACAUCUUCGAUUGCUUCUUGAAGAUCUACCGAUCGGAAGGUAUCCACGGUUACUACAAAGGAUUCGUCCCAAUGUAUCUGCGCGUUGCUCCACACACGAUGCUCAACCUUACCUUCUGGGAGUUCUUCAAGGGUCUUCAUGAGCAGUGGAGAAUAUAAUGUGGAAAUCGAC
This is a messenger RNA of Anopheles arabiensis, 1058 nucleotides long. Its product is annotated as solute carrier family 25 member 35-like. Lineage: Eukaryota; Metazoa; Arthropoda; Insecta; Diptera; Culicidae. The record is from RefSeq and is a predicted model, not a curated record. Bases 137 to 1045 code for a protein of 302 amino acids. The transcript has 2 exons.